AUUCAGGAAAAGGAAUCCCCCGUUGAGGACCAGCCCUGCCCCAUCCGUCCUCACCAAGAAAUGGUAGCAAGAAAGGUAAUAGUGCUCUUACAGCACCUGCUCCACAACUUCAAUGUGAAGCAGCUUACUACUAAGGAAGACAUGCUGAAGCUUCUCACCAAGAAGUAUGAAGACGACUUCCCUGAGAUCUUCAGGAAAGCCUCUCAGAAGCUCGAAGAUGCCUUUGCAGUGGAAGUGAGGGAAGUCAACUCCAGUAAGCCCUCAUACAACCUCAUCAGCAAGCUGAAGCUCCCCAACAAUGGGAGGAUUCGUGCUGGCAAAGGCUUUCCCAAGACUGCUUUUGUGAUGUGUGUCUUAGGUAUUAUCCUCAUUAGGGGCAAUUGUGCCAGUGAAGAAGACAUCUGGAAAGUCCUGAAGAAGAAGCGAAUCUAUCCAGGAAAGAAGCACCGCAUCUUUGGUGAGCCCCGGAAGCUCCUGACCCAUUAUUUGGUGAAGCUGAAUUACCUGGAGUACAGGCAGGUGGCCGGCAGUGUUCCUCCACGCUAUGAGUUCCUGUGGGGUCCCCAAGCCUAUGCUGAAACAAGCAAGAUGAAAGUCCUGGAAUAUUUGGCCAAGAUAAACCAAACAACACCUAGUGCCAUGGCUGCCAUUUACGAAGAGGCUUUGAAAGAUGACCAAGGACAAACAGAAGCCAGAGAUGAAGAUGACUCUGAUGCCACUGACCAAACUAGUGAAGAUCCCUCAGUAAAAUUACCAGCAAAUCCCACUGUCCCCGUUGACCUUUAAAGUUUUCCUGUCAUUGAGAUAAGGACACAAAGCAUGAAAAAAAGGUUUUCUUGAAAAUAUGAAAUAAUCUUAGAGUUAGUAGGUCAGGACACUGGGAAUAGCAGGGGAUUAGAACACAGUUAAGUCUAGUUUCCUUUAAUUGCAUUCAUUAUGUGGUUUGGUAAAGUUAAAUGCAAUAAAUGUAAUUAAAUAUUUCCCCUGGUUUGUAAAACAAAAGUCAAUAAAAGUCAAAUGUUUAUGAA
Molecule: messenger RNA, 1028 nt
Organism: Peromyscus maniculatus bairdii (prairie deer mouse)
Lineage: Eukaryota; Metazoa; Chordata; Mammalia; Rodentia; Cricetidae
Source: RefSeq, a predicted model, not a curated record